Molecule: messenger RNA, 4647 nt
Organism: Oncorhynchus tshawytscha (Chinook salmon)
Lineage: Eukaryota; Metazoa; Chordata; Actinopteri; Salmoniformes; Salmonidae
Product: mucin-5AC-like
Cellular component (GO): extracellular matrix
Molecular function (GO): protein binding
Source: RefSeq, a predicted model, not a curated record
UUCACUACCCACAGGAUCACCAUGGGGACAACCAAGGAUGCACCGAUAUGGAGGCUGAUAUGCCUGGUACUACUGAUCAAAUCAACACAAACAGUGAGCCCCACCACAAGUGUAACAAUCAUCCCGACAAUGAUCACAACGAUACCCACACUUUCAGGAGUGAAUGCCUCACACAAUGACCAGGUCUGCAGCACAUGGGGUAACUACCAUUUCAAGACCUUCGACGGGGACUUUUUCCAGCUCCCCUCCACAUGCAACCAUGUUGUGACCUCACUGUGUAAGAGCAGCUAUGAGGCUUUCAACAUCCAGAUGAGGCGACAGGUGGUGGACAACCAGCCCACCAUUAGCAAGAUCACCAUGAAGCUGGAUGGUGUAGUGGUGGAGCUUUCCAAGGGUGGUGUUGUGGUCAAUGCGCAGACGGUGACCCUGCCGUUCAGCUUGUCUGGAGUCAGCAUCGUGAAGACUACAUCCAAUGUGAAGGUCGUAGCCAAACUGGGGCUGGUUGCUGUUUGGAACAAGGAUGACUCCCUAAUGAUUGAAAUGAACGAGAAGUACAGAAACCAGACCUGCGGACUGUGUGGUGACUUCAAUGAAGUCCAAACAUACAACGAGUUCAUCAUCAAUGGUGGGGAACUCUCUAGCUCUGACUAUGGAAACCUCUGGAAACUGGAUGGCCCUCUGGAAGUCUGUGAGGAGCCUACGCUAACUUCUGUGGAGAGUUGUGGAGAUGAGGAAUUUUGUCAGCAGCUGUUCUCCAGUGCAGCUUUCAGUAGCUGCACUAAUUAUUUGGAUAUGGACGCCUUCAUCAAGACCUGCCUUGCAGACCUGUGCCACUGUGAUAACAGCACCAACUCCUUCUGCCUGUGCAACACCAUCUCAGAGUACUCCCGUCAGUGUGUUCAUGCAGGGGGGAAGCCCCAGCAAUGGAGGACUGAACAUUUCUGCUAUAAGACAUGCCCCUUCAACAUGGAGCACCAGGAGUGUGGAAACCCCUGUGUUGACACCUGCUCCAACCCAGAGGCCAGCCAGUUGUGUGAAGACCACUGUACAGACGGCUGCUUCUGUCCUCUAGGUACUGUUUUUGAUGAUGUCAGCAACAGUGGCUGUAUUCCAUUGAGUGAAUGCCUCUGUGUCCACAAUGGACAAGUAUACAAAUCUGGAGAAUCUUACACCAGCAACUGUAAAGAAUGCACCUGUGCUGGUGGUCAGUGGGCCUGUACAGACAAGGACUGUCCUGGGACCUGCUCUGUGGAGGGAGGAUCCCACAUCAACACCUAUGAUGGGAAAGCCUACACCUUCCAUGGGGACUGCUCUUACAUUCUGACCAAGCAAUGCAAUGGAACUGAAUUCACCGUGCUGGGAGACAUUGUGAAGUGUGGGUUGACUGACACUCAGACCUGUAUGAGGGCUGUUACCCUAGCCCUCUCCAGCAGAUCCACCGUGAUCCAAGUCCAGUCAAGUGGAAGUGUUCUUGUAAAUCAGAUUCUUUCUCAGCUCCCGCUCUAUACAGCUGAAGUGACCAUCUUCAAGCCCUCCUCAUUCUACAUUGUUAUCCAGACAACUCUUGGAGUUCAACUUCAGAUCCAGCUUUCACCAGUUAUGCAGAUCUACAUAACUGCCAUCUCAUCCUACAAAGGAACAACCUGUGGCCUUUGCGGAAACUACAAUGACGUUCAGGCAGAUGAGUUCAGAGUCAUCAGUGGAUUGGUGGAGGGCACAGCUGUAGCUUUUGCCAACACAUGGAAGACCAUGGCCAGCUGCCCUGAUGUCAAGACUAGCUUUGAAAACCCCUGCAGUUUGAGCAUCGAAAACGAGAAAUACGCCCAGCACUGGUGUUCCAUGUUAUCAGAUCCUAAAGGAGUGUUCUCCCCUUGCCAUUCUGAAAUAAGACCAGACACCUACAAAACCAACUGCAUGUAUGACAGCUGUAACUGUGAGAAGAGUGAGGACUGCAUGUGUGCUGCCGUCUCCUCUUAUGUCCACGCUUGUGCUGCCGAGGGUAUCCAGCUCACUGGCUGGAGAGACACUAUCUGCAAUAAAUUCGCCGCCUGUCCCAGACAAACAGUUUAUACCUACAACAUGACCAGUUGUGGACGUACCUGCCGCUCACUGAGCAUGACAGACCAAUCUUGCCAGGUGAAGUUUGUUCCGGUGGACGGCUGUGGCUGUGCAGAGGGCACCUACAUGGACGAGGCUGGCCAGUGUGUUGCCCCCACCAACUGUCCCUGCUAUGACAAGGGCUCAGUGGUCCCUGCAGGAGAGACUAUCAGCAGAGACGGUGCCACCUGUACUUGCAGACAAGGGACACUGAGUUGCACUGGGGGAGCAAGACCAUUCAGUAACUUUGAAAUGAACCAAGAGGACUCAAGCAAUUCAUUAUGCACAGUGCCAAUGGUUUUCUUCAACUGCUCAACUGCACCUCCAGGAGCUUCAGGUUCAGAGUGUCAGAAGAGCUGCAAAACUCUGGAUAUGACCUGUAUCAGCACAGAGUGCACAUCAGGUUGUAUGUGCCCAACCGGACUGGUGUCUGAUGGGAACGGAGACUGCAUCAAGGAGGAACUUUGUCCUUGUGCUCACAAUGGAGCUACUUACCAAGCUGGAGAGACUCUUAAGGUUGACUGCAAUACAUGUACUUGCAAGGACAGACAAUGGCAGUGUACCACACAUCUCUGUGAUGGAGUUUGUGCAAUCUACGGAGAGGGUCACUAUAUCACCUUUGAUGAGAAAAGGUUCAACUUUAAUGGAAACUGUGAAUACACUCUCAUUCAGGACUACUGUGGCAAUACUAAUGGCACUGGCAGCUUCAGAGUCCUCACUGAGAACGUUCCUUGUGGAACUAAAGGCACCACCUGCUCCAAGACCAUCAAGCUCUUCCUGGGGACCAGUGAGCUCAUAUUGGCAGAUGGGACCGCUCAAGUUGUCAGAAGUACUCCAGAAGAGCAGUUUCCUAAACAGAUCAGCCUUCUGGGGAAUUAUCUGGUUAUUGAAGUCAAAAGUGGUCUAAUCCUCAUGUGGGACAAGAAGACCAGUCUCUUUAUCAAGCUUAGCCCACAAUACCAGGGGCAAGUGUGUGGUCUGUGUGGAAACUAUGAUGGCAACGCAAACAAUGACUUCACCACUAGAGCCCAGGCGAUAGUUGUUGAUCCAGUGGAAUUUGGAAACAGCUGGAAAGUUUCAUCAAGCUGCCCAAGUGUAUCCGCUGUAGUGCACCCAUGUGCCUCCAACCCGUACAGAGCGUCUUGGGCCCAGAAACAGUGCAGCAUCAUUAACAGUGAUGUCUUCACAGCCUGCCAGAACCAGGUGGACCCCUCUCCUUACUACGAUGCUUGUGUGAGAGACUCAUGUGCUUGUGACAGUGGUGGAGACUGUGAGUGCUUCUGUACUGCAGUGGCAGCUUAUGCAAAGGCCUGUAAUGAAGCUGGAGCCUGCGUAGCCUGGAGAACCCCUCGAAUUUGCCCACUGUUCUGUGACUACUACAACCCCACUGGAGAAUGUGAGUGGCACUACAAGGCAUGUGGAGCUCAGUGUAUGAAGACCUGCAGAAACCCUUCCGGAGACUGUUCUAGUUUAAUUCCAGCAUUGGAAGGCUGCUAUCCUAACUGUCCCGUGGCACAACCUUACUUCAAUGAGGAGACAAUGAAGUGUGUGGAGAGGGAACAAUGUGGCUGUUAUGACUAUGAAGGAAACCAGUACACCAAUGGACAGAAUCUUCCGGCACAAAACUGUGAAACAUGCACCUGCACAAUGACUGGAGUGAGUUGUAGUUAUGAUGUAAAUGAUUGUACAUGCUUGUAUAAUGGUAAACAACACCCAUAUGGAGAAACCCUCUACAACACAACAGAUGGGAUUGGUAACUGCAUAGUUGCUGUUUGUGCCUCGAACGGAACCAUUACCAGGAACAUUUCCCCUUGUCAAGUGACCACAACUCCAGUACCAACUACAACAUCCCCUCUGACAACAACAACUGUCCAUGCAACAACCACACUAAAACCCACAACUGUCUUCCACUUCACAACACCUGAACCAACUUCAACUUGGUCUUCUACAACAAUGGAGAUGACACCUAAAAUCACCACAAGUUCAUCAUUAAAUCCUUCAACUACAUCAUCAGGAUCAAGUACAGUCACAAUUCCCAAACCGACAACUGUAACUACAACAACUAUGGUACCCACAACCAGUGGAGAAGUAGCUACAUCGACCACGGCCGAAACGUCAACAAAGGAAGAAACCACAACUGAGACGAUCACAUCUACAAAGCCACCUAAAGUAGUCACCACUGGUAUGGCAACAACGACAUCACAUGUCACCACAAAACCAUCAGUAACUUCGAUUGCGCCAAUUACAAAAACACUACCUCACCUUACAGGUACAUUGUGGCCUUUAACAUCAACAACACAGCCCUCAACAACAACAGAAUCAGUCUUCACAGGUGGAAUAUUGACAACAGAGCCUCACUCACAAAUUACCAAUACAAACAUCUGGGAUAUUCACACACAACACAGUAUCAUCAUCUACAACUGUAAAUGUUGAAGCCUCUACCUCAACAUCCCAGCCAUCAACUUCAAUCACAACUACAAAGGCACCUACAACAACUGCAGAGGUAACUACAUUAACUUCCACUGAAAGUUCCACACAGCCGCCUAAAAU